AUGAGGUUGAGAGUUGUAAAAAAGAUUUCGGUUGGCUUUGGAGUGGUAGAUGGUGUCUGGGUGUCUCGAUCUAUUUAUAGAGCUUGGACUUUGGAGCUGUCAUCUACGCCGGCUAAGAAACUUGUCCAAAUUCCGAGCAAGGAGUCAACACGGCCCGGAUGCCGGGACAUGAGUUCAAUAAAACAUGGCCAACGACUUGACUCGGCAUGA
Molecule: messenger RNA, 210 nt
Organism: Dovyalis caffra
Lineage: Eukaryota; Viridiplantae; Streptophyta; Magnoliopsida; Malpighiales; Salicaceae
Source: the annotation of a GenBank genome assembly